Molecule: messenger RNA, 2174 nt
Organism: Diachasmimorpha longicaudata
Lineage: Eukaryota; Metazoa; Arthropoda; Insecta; Hymenoptera; Braconidae
Product: metallophosphoesterase domain-containing protein 1
Exons: 5
Coding region: 595-1362 (255 amino acids)
Molecular function (GO): hydrolase activity
Source: RefSeq, a predicted model, not a curated record
AUCAAAAUAAUGUAAUUCUAUCGUUUGUACUCGGUUAGUACUCAUUUGUACGAAGCUUCGAAUAUUCCCUGGGUUUCUCAUUUAUUUUACCCCAAUGUUUAAAAUUCGUUCAAUGCACAAGCGCAAGCUGCUUAGUGACAAACAAUGGCGGUCUCGAACGAUUACCGGUCGAGUACGUAAAUGCAUUUUCGCAGAUUAUUUGCCUCCGGAGACUUGAUAAGGAAAAACUUUGAGACGUCUUUAUGAUUGGGCGUAAAAUACGAUUUCCUGAUUCUCGCAAUUGUUCAAGAGACGGAUUCUUCUAAUGAAAAAGACGUUUUCGAGUCAAGAGUGAGGUUAGGAACGACACUUGAAGUGUCAAAUUGGAGCAGGUGUUCUCAGAAUUAUUGUUUACAUAUAAACAUCAGCUGCAGUGAUGUCCAUUUGAUCACAAAUGGAAAUAGACAUUCAUCCUUUGACGAGUAAUCCUACUGCUGCUUGGCAAGACCUGUCCCAGCACCAGAAGGUCAUCAAGAUCAAUGCAAAGACACCGACCACCGAGGCACCGGAGAAUAAAAUACUAUUUUACUGCUGUUGCAGCUCCGUGUAGUGUGUAUGAGUGACACUCACUCAUUAACUCCGUAUAUCAAGUUUGAUAUACCACCUGGUGAUAUUUUUAUACAUGCUGGAGACUUCACCAAGUGUGGAAGUCUCCAGGAAGUCGUAGAAUUUAACAAUUGGAUAGGUAAUUUACCCCACAAACAUAAAAUAGUAAUAGCUGGAAACCAUGAACUGUCCUUCGAUCCGACGUUCACUCAUCCCUUCACCACUCACAGCAGUGGUGACAGACAGAAGCACAUGGGGACCAGUAUUCUGGACAAUAUCCCAACAUUAGGAAUGUCCAAGGACACUUUAGCUGAAGCCAUUCGUACUACUAACGUCAAGGACUACUUGACGAAUUGCACUUACUUAGAGGACUCGGGGAUAACCCUGUAUGGAAUUAAAAUUUAUGGAAGCCCUUGGCAACCGGAAUUUUGCAAAUGGGCCUUCAAUGUCCCACGGGGAGAGGCCUGUCUUUCAAAAUGGGAGUUGAUACCCUCGGAUACUGAUAUUCUAGUCACUCAUACACCACCAAUUGGUCACGGGGAUCUCUGCUGCAGUGGAGUUCGGGCUGGCUGUGUGGAAUUGUUAACAACAGUCCAACAACGGAUUAAACCUAAAUACCACGUCUUUGGGCACAUCCAUGAGGGUUAUGGUAUAUCUUCUGAUGGAAAAAUAAUUUAUAUCAAUGCAUCGACCUGCGAUCUCAAUUACUUGCCCAGCAAUCCACCGAUCGUCUUCGAUAUUACGUUGCCAGAUGGUUUUGAUAAACGAUUAAAUUGAAGAGCUACUGUCAACGAUUUAAUUACUUUCCCGAGUUAUUCAUUCACCGGCUGAAUGUGCACAGGGUAUUUUGGAACGUAAAAUGAAGAAGAUUAUUCGAACUUUGAGGAAAAAGAUUGAAAUUUUUUAUCCUUUUAUAAAUUUGUCUAAUGAAGUGAAUGACAAAAUUUGAUCACUGAAAUUGUAUUUUAUCUUUUAAAGAUGCUUUUUAACAUUUUUGGCUUGUGAAUUAAUCAUAAGGGGCUUUUCGACGAGAAUUAUAUUUUUCUUAUAUGAAUUUUGGAUUUUGUAUCAUUUAUAAACGAUUUUUUUCUUAGAGUGAAAAUUUGCUACGGUUUUCCGGAGAAUGGAAAUAGCUGAACUAUUUCUAUAGACACAGAAAAAGGGAUUAUCUAGGAACAAUAGAUAACCAGACCUACUCAGUCCCUUAAGUUGCAAACCAAUGUCAUAGAAUGGUAAAUGAGUGUGAACAAAUGUCAAGUGCACCCUUUUAUUUAUUUUCCAAUUUCAAAAUAACUCAACAGCUUCAAAGAAGUGCUGACACGUGCACAGGAAAAUUAUCUAGUCUCUAAGUGGCAAGAAUGUCGUAUUUUUCACUUAAGAAAAGAUUGACAAUGAGAUUAUACCAGCGAGUGGCAGAAAGCAAAUUGUUUACUCAAUGAUAAUUAAAAAUAGAUGUAGUGUGAGAUAGCGUGAGAAUAUUCGUCUUAAUCUUUUGUACCUGCCGCUGAAUAUACCACUCGAGUUUUCGACAAUUUCAUCACGGCCUUUGCAGAUUUUGUCAAAUCAAUCAAUUGGGCUUCUGUUGAUAA